AUGUCAGGAGCAGGUAAUCGUGAACAAGUGUUCCCAACUCGUAUGACUUUGGGAGUCAUGAAAAGUAAAUUGAAAGGAGCCCAACAAGGUCAUUCACUUUUGAAAAGAAAAUCUGAAGCAUUGACGAAAAGAUUUAGAGAUAUAACUCAAAGAAUUGAUGAUGCUAAAAGAAAAAUGGGUCGAGUUAUGCAAACAGCGGCAUUUUCAUUAGCUGAAGUUCAAUAUGCCACUGGGGAUAAUAUUUCUUAUCAAGUUCAAGAAUCAGUACAAAAAGCUCGAUUCACCGUUAAGGCAAAACAAGAAAAUGUCUCCGGGGUGUUUUUACCUACAUUUGAUAGUCAUAUUAAUGAAGAUGUUAAUGAUUUUAAAUUAACUGCUUUAGCAAGAGGUGGUCAACAAGUUCAAAAAGCUAAAUUAAUUUAUUCCAAAGCAGUGGAAACUUUGGUUGAAUUGGCUUCAUUACAAACAGCAUUUAUAAUCUUGGAUGAAGUUAUUAAAAUCACUAAUAGAAGAGUUAAUGCCAUUGAACAUGUUAUUAUCCCAAGAACAGAAAAUACAAUUGCUUAUAUAAAUGGAGAAUUGGAUGAAAUGGAUCGUGAAGAAUUUUAUCGUUUGAAAAAAGUUCAAGAGAAGAAACAAGAAGCUGCUGCUGCUGCAGAACAAGAAGAAGCCCUUGCUAAAGCUAAAGCUGAAGGUGCCACUGAUGAGCUAGCAAUUCAACAAGAAGUUGAAGCAUUGGAUAUUAAAGCAGAUAAUGAAGAACUUGAUAUUCUUCAAGAAAAAGAGGACGAUGUUAUAUUCUAG
Candida dubliniensis CD36 is the source of this 804-nucleotide messenger RNA. RefSeq names its product H(+)-transporting V1 sector ATPase subunit D (gene VMA8). The transcript has a single exon. NCBI's taxonomy places the organism in Eukaryota, Fungi, Ascomycota, Pichiomycetes, Serinales, Debaryomycetaceae. Bases 1 to 804 code for a protein of 267 amino acids. The record is from RefSeq and is a predicted model, not a curated record. Gene Ontology annotation, biological process: vacuolar acidification. Gene Ontology annotation, molecular function: proton-transporting ATPase activity, rotational mechanism. Gene Ontology annotation, cellular component: fungal-type vacuole membrane; vacuolar proton-transporting V-type ATPase complex.